AUGGCUAUGAUGGAGAUCAGUGUUUGGAAGUGGCUCAUUCCAGCCCUAUUUUGUUUUGUUGAUGGUAUCAGGCGUUUUGAACCUAUUGACAUUGAUGACCCUAGAGAACCGAGACCGGUUAUUGAUAGACCAGUCAUUAUUGAUAAACCUAUCUUUAGACCAAUCAUUAUUGAUAGACCAGUGAUCGUUGAUGGACCAGUCACUGUUGAUGGGCCGAUCUUCAUGGUGAUGUUUCCUUCAUUGAUUGAGUCUGGCUCUGACGCUAAACUGUGUGUUAGCCUUCUGAGACUUGAAGAGAGUCUCACAUUGACCAUUUCUCUGGUUGAUGACAAGAACACUGAAACCCAACUUGUGCAGCAGACGUCCCGGAGUAAGCUUCAUCGCUGUUUUAAUUUCCAGGCUCCUCAAGUAAGUGGAGAUUCAGUGCAGACGGUGAGGGUGGUUGCUCAGGGACCGUCCAAUACAAAGACUGAAGAGCGUAAAGUGAUGUUCAGGUCUUAUCUGCCUCUGACCUUCAUCCAGACAGACAAACCACUCUACAAUCCAGGACAGACAGUGAAUUUCAGAGUUGUUACCAUGACUGAUAAACUUGUGCCUCUUGACCAAAUGUACAAUCUGGUCGUGCUGGAGGACUUUCGUAAUAUCCGGAUAAAUCAAUGGACAAGUGUGUCCUCUACAAACUGGAUUUUGGAGCUUUCUCAUGAUUUGAUCCCAGAAGCUCAGGUUGGGACGUACACUCUGAAGGCUUAUAUUGGGGACCGAAUCAUCUCCCAGAGUUUUGAUGUGAAACGAUAUGUUUUACCCAAGUUUGACGUGACCCUAAACACACCGCAGACGUAUAGUGUUGCAGAUGUGGGACUGAAAGUUGAGGCCUGUGCAAAAUACACAUUUGGGCAGCCUGUACCUGGCCAAGUGUUUGUGGAAGUGUGCCGUCAGCCUCUUACCUACAUUCAGGAUCCUAAAGUGACCAGUGUGUGUCAGAAAAAAUCCACUAAGACGACUGGCACUGGCUGUGCCUCUCUUACACUCAGUACAUCAGUGUUUUUCGGCACCAGUUUUGAGAGUAACCUGCAAAACUCUUUUGCCAUUAAUGUCACUGUCACUGAGGAGGGAACAGGUGUAGUCAUGUCCAAAUCCACAACUGUGUCAAUUACAUUUGAAGUUGGCAAGGUCACAUUCGUGGAUCUCCCGAAGUUCUAUGAUUAUGGGUCAACAGUGAAUGGAAAGAUCUCAGUGUCUGAUUUCAAUGGUAACCCAAUCAAUAGCAAGACAGUCUAUCUCCUGGACAGCAGCCAAUGGCCACACAAACUGCGGUUCACUUUAACCACAAAUGAGAAUGGACUUGCCAUGUUUUCCCUUGACACAACUGGUUUUCCUAAAGCUGAUCUGAAUCUUGUGGCAAGUGCAACUCCACAGGCUUAUUAUGAUUACAAUUCGCCAUACUUCACUACAGAUGCACAGGUGGUUCGUCUUUCCCGAACUGCUGCUCCUGCCAACCCAACCUUUAGUGAUAUGUCUAUAGUGAAGCUUGAGCAGCCGCUGAAGUGUGGCACCACUUAUCCAGUGACUGUCAAGUAUUCAUUUGUUGGAGAGACUGGCGACUACAGUGCUGACAUCAUCUAUAUGGUCAUGUCCAGAGGAGUGAUCGUUCUCCAUGGGUUUAAAACUGUUCAAGCUCUGGCUUCUGAUACCCUCACGAAGGGCACGGUGACAUUUGAUCUCUCGGUUCUAGCCAAUAUGGCUCCAAUGGUGCAGAUUCUGGUCUUCUGUGUUCUGCCCAGUCAGACCGUAGUGACUGGUAGUGCAUCUUUUGACACUGAGAAGUGUUUCUCAAACCAGGUUUCUCUGCAGUUCUCUCCCGCUACAGCUGUUCCUGGUGAGGGAAAUAUUUUGACCGUCUCUGCUCAAGCAGGAUCUCUGUGUGGUCUCAGUGCUAUAGAUCAGAGCGUAUUGAUCGUGCAAUCAGGAGGACGUUUGAACGCAGAGGCGGUGUUUAACUUGCUCCCACUGCAAUUGCUAUCUAAUUAUCCGCCUGGUGCUGAAGAUCAACAGAACUGCUAUAGCAUUAGAUCCCGUCGAGCUGUUCCUACAGAUCAAGCUUAUAACACUUUUAAGAGUGUGGGAAUCAAGAUUGCAACAAAUCUGCCAGUUCGAGCACCUCCGUGCAUGAUGUACAAGGACCUGGUUUACUAUCCCAACUUUCGAGGGGUAGUUCCUUUUCGAGAUGCUGUUUUUGCUAUGGCUAGAGAACCUCCUGCCCCUGUAGCAAUGGCAGAAGUUGCUGGAGGUUCCUCUGCUGUUGAUGUGACUAUCAGGACUUACUUUCCAGAAACGUGGAUCUGGCAACUUGCUCAUGUGGGAGACUCUGGAUUGGCCUCAGUUCCCCUCACAGUUCCUGAUACUAUCACUACAUGGGACGCUGAGGCCUUCUGUCUGUCCUCCAAUGGUUUUGGUUUGGCUCCACCAGUUCUGCUGACUGCCUUCCAGCCCUUCUUCCUAGAGCUCACCCUGCCUUACUCGAUAAUCCGUGGGGAGUUGUUUGAGCUGAAGGCAACGGUCUUCAACUAUCUGUCCCAAUGCAUCAAGGUUCAAGUGACUCCAACACCAUCCUCCAACUUCACUCUUAAAUCUCUUAAUGAUCAAUAUUCAUCCACUCUCCCUGCCAAUGGAAGAACAACUUUCAAAUGGGCUUUAACUGCUUCUGUUAUUGGAACUUUAAAUGUUACUGUCAGUGCCGAGGCCAGUCCGUCCCAGGAAUUGUGUGACAAUCAGGUUGUCACUGUACCAUCAAGAGGACGCAUUGACAUAGUCACUCGAAGUCUGCUGGUUCUGGCUGAAGGUGUGGAAAGGACCUUCAUCCGAAGUUGGUUACUCUGUCCAAAGGGAAACAUGCUGUCAGAAGUAGUGAAGAUCACAUUUCCAAAAAUUGUCAUCCAAGGAUCAGCCAGAUGCUCUGUAUCAGUCAUUGGGGACAUAAUGGGUCGUGCACUGAACAAUCUGGCCAAUUUGCUACGGAUGCCUUCUGGCUGUGGAGAACAGAAUAUGAUCAUUCUUGCACCCAAUAUUUACAUCCUACGGUAUCUGACAGUAACUGCACAGCUCACCCCAGCCAUCCAAGACACUGCAACAAGCUAUCUUCAGAUUGGAUAUCAAGGAGAGCUGAACUACAGGCACAGUGACGGUUCAUUCAGCACUUUUGGUUACGAUCCAUCUAAUACAUGGUUGACCGCUUUUGUCAUGAGGACUUUUGGCCUAGCAAGGAACUUCACCUACAUAGAUCCCAAUGUUCUUAAGAGUGCAAAGGACUGGUUAAUAAGCAAACAGGGUUCAAAUGGUGGUUUUAUGCAGCAGGGCACUCUGUACCACAAUGACAUGAAGGGUGGAGUUGGUGAUGACGUGACCAUGACUGGCUACAUUGUUGCAUCACUGCUUGAAAUAGGCGUCCCUGUCACGGAUCCUGUCAUUACUAAAGCUCUGUCGUUUUUGAGGCCUCUAGUUGGAAAUCUGGGAAACACUUAUGUAACUGCUCUGCUCGCCUACACCUUCAGUCUGGCUGGAGAGACCAACACUCGGGCACAGCUUUUAAGUGCCCUGAGAAAUAUUGCAAUUUCUGAAGGUACUACUCUCCACUGGUCUCAGACUACAUUUGGGGAAACCCUGGCAGUGGAGAUCAGUGCAUAUGUUCUGCUAGCGGUUCUCACUGUACAGCCUGUGACCACUGCUAACCUGGGUUAUGCUAACCGCAUUGUCAACUGGCUUGUGGCCCAGCAGAAUCCUUAUGGUGGCUUUACAUCUACUCAGGACACAGUGGUGGCUCUUCAGGCCUUGGCUCUGUAUGCUGCUCAAGUGUACAGCCCUGGAGGCUCUAUCACAGUUACAGUUCAGUCCUCAGAGCCAGCAGGAGAUGUUUUCAACUUUGCUGUGACUCCCAACAACCGCUUGCUGUAUCAGAGAAAUUCACUGAACAACUUUCCUGGCACAUAUAGUGUUGUAGCAAGGGGAUCUGCCUGUGCUUCUGUACAGGUUGCCUGUUUCUACAACAUCCCAACUCCUAUUACGGUUUCCAAAACAUUGAGUGUUGUUGCGAAGGUGACUGGAGACUGCCAGGCUGCACCAGUCAAUCUGAUGUUGACCUUCACAGUGCAAUACACUGGUCCAAAGCCAACUACUAACAUGGUUCUAGUGGACAUCAAGGUGUUGUCAGGAUUCACUGCAGACACCUCACUGCUUGGAUCCCCACCUAAUUUUGCUCCAUUAGUGCAGAGGGUUGAUUCAGAUGGUGAUCACGUCCUUGUCUAUCUACAAGAGGUUCCCAAAGGUGUUCCAGUGACCUUCAAUAUACAGCUGACACGGGCUGUUGCAGUGCAGAAUCUGAAGCCAGCGGUCAUCAAUAUUUAUGACUAUUACCAGAGAAAUGAUAAAUUUGAGACCACGUACACUCCCCCCUGUCCAUGAUCAUGCUUCAGUGUGUUUAAUAAAAGAUUUUAAGUGAA
Messenger RNA from Danio aesculapii, 4493 nucleotides. Its product is annotated as alpha-2-macroglobulin-like protein 1. Gene Ontology annotation, cellular component: extracellular region. The record is from RefSeq and is a predicted model, not a curated record. Lineage: Eukaryota; Metazoa; Chordata; Actinopteri; Cypriniformes; Danionidae. Gene Ontology annotation, molecular function: endopeptidase inhibitor activity.